Molecule: messenger RNA, 799 nt
Organism: Populus nigra (black poplar)
Lineage: Eukaryota; Viridiplantae; Streptophyta; Magnoliopsida; Malpighiales; Salicaceae
Exons: 1
Coding region: 145-768 (207 amino acids)
Source: RefSeq, a predicted model, not a curated record
CAUUCUGUCCAGAGUAGAAUUAAAUCGUAUUUACCAUGUAAAGAUGUACUUGAAAGGAAUUCACUUGAUGAGGGUUGUGAAGAAAUUGAAGGAGCAGCUAAGAAACUGUCUUCAGCUUCAACGUCUAUUUUAUCAGAUCAUGACAUGAACAUUGUGGAUUUGAUAAGUCCAGAAAAACCUGUUUUGAAGACUAAUUCGAAACCGCAUUCUGUCCAAAGUAGAAUUAAAUCGUAUUUACCAAGUAAAGAUGUACUUGAAAGGAAUUCACCUACACAAAAGAGAAGUUCUAUUUUGGUGUGUGAUGAGGGAUGUGAAGACAUUGAAGGUGCAGUUAAGAAACUGUCUUUAGCUUCAACGUCUACUUUAUCAGAUCAUGACUUGAACAUUGUGGAUUUAAUAACUCCAGAAAAUCCUGAUUUGAAGACUAAUUCGAAAACGCAUUCUGUCCAGAGUAGAAUUAAAUCAUAUCUACAAAGUAUAGAUGUACUUGAAAGGAAUUCUCUUUCACAAAAGAGCAGUUCUAUGUUGGUGUGUGAUGAGGGUUGUGAAGGCAUUGAAGGUGCAAUUAAGAAACUGUCUUUAGCUUCAACGUCUACUAUAUCAGAUCGUGAUUAUGGGGAUCCAUUUGCUGCGCUAUUGGCAGUCUGUGGACAGUCAGUUCCCUUGACAUUGCUGGAAGUAUUCUCUAAAUAUUGGUUUGUUCUUUUUCCCAUCGUGCAGCUGCUCUUUUCCCCUACACGAUGCUCUCACAUAUAUUCAUAUUGUUGACUCACAAGAGGUCAUUAAACAAUGCAUGCGU